Epinephelus lanceolatus (giant grouper) is the source of this 2240-nucleotide messenger RNA. It is a transcript of the gene ccdc25, whose product is annotated as coiled-coil domain containing 25. NCBI's taxonomy places the organism in Eukaryota, Metazoa, Chordata, Actinopteri, Perciformes, Serranidae. The record is from RefSeq and is a predicted model, not a curated record.
UCGUACAUGCGAGAAGUGACAGCAGCAGCGAUCAGUCGGCAAUACAGCUUAUAUUAUAAUUCUUCUUAUCCAUAAUUAGCUGUGUUAGCUUUCAAACUACUAACACAUAAUAUUCAUAUUUUAGUGGCUAGUUUUAAUUCAUGUAAAAUGGUGUUUUACUUCACAAGUGCCGUGGUGAACCCUCACUACACAAUCUACAUGGGAAAAGACAAAUAUGAAAAUGAGGAUCUGAUAAAGUACGGAUGGCCUGAAGACAUCUGGUUUCAUGUGGACAAACUGUCUUCAGCUCACGUUUAUCUGAGACUGCCAAAGGGUCAGACAAUAGAUGAUAUUCCCCCUGAGGUGCUGAUAGACUGCGCACAGCUGGUGAAAAACAACAGCAUCCAAGGCUGUAAAAUGAACAACAUCAAUGUGGUUUACACACCAUGGGCCAACCUGAAGAAAACGGGAGACAUGGACGUCGGACAGAUCGGCUUCUUUAGACAGAAGGAGGUGAAGAUCGUGGCAGUGGAGAAGAAGGUCAACGAGAUUGUAAACCGCCUGGAGAAAACAAAAGAAGAACGCUACCCCGACCUAGCGGCAGAGAAAGAGUCGAGAGACCGAGAGGAGAGGAACGAGAAGAAGGCUCAGCUCCAAGAACAGAAGAGGAAGGAGAAGGAGGAGCAGAAGAGGAAAAAAGAACAGGAGGAGCUCAGGAGCUACAGCACACUGAUGAAGAGUGAAAAUAUGUCGACUAAUGCGGAUGGUAAUGAUUCAGACGACUUCAUGUGAGAGGUGACCACGAGGCAGCGAGCAGACAGAAUCCUCCUCCACCACUCAGACCUGCUGUCAGGAUGCUCCCCUGCUGCUUCUGCUUGCUCUAACUCUGCACUGACAUUGAAAACAAAACAAAGACAAAUGGAUACCUUUUUGCUUUUGGACACUUGGAGCAGAAAGCGAGCCGAUGAGAGACAGCACCGGGGGACAUGCUCCACAAGCUGAUUGGCUCAGACGCUGCUUCCAAACCAAACCAAGCUGGCUGGCCUCUUCACAACGGGACGACACUGUAGAAGAAACACAGGACAAAACGAUGCUGAGGAUCAUUUUGGGGGAAACACUCAAAUAGCAGAACUGCUUUCACUGAUGCUGAUGUGUGAUGAAAUGAGUGUUGGUGAAUCUGAAGGCUGCAAACCCUUCUGCUUACUUUCUUUAUGUGUUCAUUUCUCUGCAUGUCAGAUUUAAUUCAAUGCAAUUCAUAGUAUUAAACUCAGAGUUAUUGUUAUUCAUUGACAAGCCCUUAUAGUGUCUUGUAAAGCACCAUAAACCAGCCUCUAUCAUCCAACUCCAGCAUCACUGACGUUCUGAAAGAUUUUUUUUAAGUCUUGGAUGCAACCCUAAAUUUACGCAAACGAUUGUUUUUCACACCAUUACCACAUUUCACACCUCCUAAAAUUCUAGCUGACAUAGUGAGAUUGCUUAUCCUGUCCAACUAACUGUCAAAAACCCAAAUAAAUCUUCACAUUUUAAAAUACUUAACAUUUAAUAGAUGAUCAAAAUUGUAAGGAAAUUAUAUUUUUUUGGCCCUCAAGAGUGCCGUUAUAGUUACAGCAGAGCAUAAAAGUUCAUUGUUAACCUUUGACACUGCAGAUUUUACUGUUUUUAAACACAUCUCUUGCUUUCUGUUAAGUUCAGUUCUACCUGCACCACCAGCACAUGAGAUAUGUAACAGCUGCAUCAGUUUAGACCUGCACAUGUAUGUGUGCUGAUUAUUGUGCUCUGUCUGCAGGCAGGGAAAGUCAUACUGCAAUUUUAACACUAAUCUGCUCAUCCCAGGAUUUAUUUUCUCACCAGUAGGUGGUGACAUCAGCACAUCUACAUCAUGCUGCAGGUCUAUUAAUGUGGACACUGUUGGGGACUCUUGUGGUACAGACGUGUGUUUGUUUGACAGUAACUGAAUGACUCUCCGUAUGGAUCUGCUGUCUGCUACAUGUGGAGAAAAUGUGCUUUACUGGGUUGUAGGAGAGUUAUAAGCCAGGUUCAUGUCGUGCUUUGCAUGUUAAAAAGUGUAAUAAAAUGUCAAGUUAUUUCACUUCAUGUCAACUAACGAAAGUUUAAUUCAUUUCUGUUAUUAUGUUCAUUUAUUUCAGUUGCCAAGAUGUUAUGUUUCUGCUGUCCAAUGUUUAAAAAUCAGUGUCAUUGUACCAAGAUGAUUGUUUUAUGACAAUAAAUCAACAGUCCUGAAAAGGAUAAGAGCGAAUGUA